This is a messenger RNA of Penicillium subrubescens, 714 nucleotides long. RefSeq lists its product as uncharacterized. The coding region runs from base 1 to 714 and encodes 237 amino acids. The record is from RefSeq and is a predicted model, not a curated record. The transcript is spliced from 2 exons. NCBI's taxonomy places the organism in Eukaryota, Fungi, Ascomycota, Eurotiomycetes, Eurotiales, Aspergillaceae.
AUGACAGGCAAGGGGGACGAGGUCCGAUCGAAGUUUAUCCAAGAAGUAAAGCGCAAAUAUCGGCUGCAGCGGCGGAACAAUGCCGUGGAAGAAAUAAAUAAAUUGCUCAAAGAGGACAACUGCCGAAUGUCGCUGUCGUAUGGCAAUCGUUCCACCAGCGCCAUCUCAAAGCCUUGCCCGGAAGACCCGAAUAUUCGCUCCGACGGCCCUCUGCUCACCGGCGGCUCAGUGCACGACCUAGGCUCUGGAACUUUUGGCCCUAUGAUCCCCAUCAACGAAAGGAUUUCUAAGCUCAGGGUGCGCGAGAUCGUCAGUUUCGCCAGUAAACAUAUUUUUCCGAAUAUCCGCUCCGUGGAUCUACCCGACCCUUAUCGAACGUGGGCCAUCCCUUUUGACGACGACGAACUGAAGUUGUUCACCCUCCUUUGGUCUAGCAAAUACCACGAGGGUGUACUACGUUUGACAUACGGCGCGCCAGAUGAUUCUGCGGGACUGAAGGAGCAACUCACCCUCAAGGGGCUCACUUUAAGGGCAUUACGGAAGGAAGUUGGGAGCUAUAUAGGACAGAAACCUGUAGAUUGCAUUAUUAGGUACCUUUUCGUUCUCGCUGUGAAUGGGACGGUCAGCGAGCGGAUAUACCGAGAGCCUAGUCCGUUUGCACCCAUGUUCACGGGCCUUCAUGGUAUAGAAGAAGGUUAUGUACCAGCUGCUUGA